AUGGGCGGAGGAAACACAAAUGGAGUCAAGGCACCCAAGCCUGUCUUCCCCGCUGAGGCUGCUUCUAAAGAAUAUGCUGCUUCUCUAGACCUGGAGGAUCCUCUCCGAGAGAUGCGAGAUUUGUUUAUUAUUCCCUCUAAGGCUAAUCUGUCUUGCAAGAAGCUGGCCAAGCCAGGUCUUUCCAAAGAGCCAAGCAUCUACUUCUGUGGUAACUCAUUGGGCAUUCAGCCCAAGGCGGUUGCCAAGUACAUGGAAGCUCAGCUCGACACAUGGGCGUCCAUUGGUGUCUGUGGACACUUCACUAGCCUCGAGGACUCCCCUCUGAAGCAAUGGCAACUCCUUUCCGAACAGGCUUCAGCUUCCAUGUGCAAGGUUGUUGGCGCUACACCCGAAGAAGUCGCCGCCAUGGGAACCCUAACCACGAACCUGCACUUCCUGCUCGCCAGUUUCUACAAGCCAACCGACAAGCGACAGAAGAUUCUCAUGGAUUGGAAAGCAUUCCCCAGUGAUCAUUAUGCGAUUGAAUCGCACAUCGCUUGGCACGGCCUCGAUGCCAAGGAAAACAUGGUCCUGAUCGGCCCCGAUGAUAACCAAUAUGAGAUCCCGACUGAAAAGAUUCUCUCAUACAUUGACAAGCAUGCUGAUGAUGCUGCCGUUCUUCUCCUGCCUGGCAUUCAGUACUACACUGGCCAGCUGUUUGACAUCCCCCGCAUUACAUCAUACGCCCAAUCUCGUGGUCUGAUCGUGGGCUGGGAUCUGGCGCACGCAUACGGUAAUGUUGAGAUCAAGCUGCACGACUGGAACGUCGAUUUUGCUGCAUGGUGCACAUACAAAUACGGCAAUGCCGGACCCGGAGCGAUGGGUGGUCUUUUUGUCCACGAGCGCCAUGGCCAAGUGGAUUACAGUGAGGGCGAGGAUGCGCCAAAGUUCCGACACCGCUUGACUGGCUGGUAUGGCGGUGACCGGUCUGUACGGUUCAAGAUGGACAACAAGUUCAAGCCAAUCCCUGGAGCUAACGGCUUCGUUAUCUCCAACCCUUCAGUUAUCGAUUUGACAACCCUUUGCGCUGCGCUGUCUGUCUUCGAUCAGACAUCAAUGGCUGACUUGCGUCAGAAAUCGCUUAAGCUGACUGCAUACCUGGAAUUCCUUCUCUUGAAGGAUACUAGUGAUGAAACCAGCCAAUUCGACAUUAUCACACCGUCGGAUCCCCACGCCCGUGGUGCACAACUGAGUGUGUUGCUCAAGCCUGGACUUCUGCAUAAGGUGGCUGAGCGUCUUCAAAAAGCGGGAAUUAUUUGUGAUAAGCGUGAACCAGAUGUUGUUCGUGUAGCACCUGUGCCACUCUACAAUACGUUCUCAGAGGUGUACACCUUUGUGGAAACUUUCAAAGGAGCCUUGAGCACAUAG
Messenger RNA from Penicillium odoratum, 1407 nucleotides. Its product is annotated as kynureninase. The transcript is spliced from 4 exons. Bases 1 to 1407 code for a protein of 468 amino acids. Gene Ontology annotation, biological process: NAD+ biosynthetic process. Gene Ontology annotation, molecular function: pyridoxal phosphate binding; kynureninase activity. NCBI's taxonomy places the organism in Eukaryota, Fungi, Ascomycota, Eurotiomycetes, Eurotiales, Aspergillaceae. Gene Ontology annotation, cellular component: cytoplasm. The record is from RefSeq and is a predicted model, not a curated record.